UGGCCGUGCGUCUUGCCACCGCCCGAGAAGGCCUCGCAGAAGCACUCAGCCAGACCUCCUCCGUCCAGUCGUCGUCGUCCAACAAGACCAUCUCAUCCUCCACGCCUUUCCCGACUGGCAGUACCGACCCAAAUGCGCCCGUCUGCGGUGCUGGCUUUACGUACUGCGGCUACAUCCUGCGCGAUCACAAGAGUAUUGCCCCCUUUGGAGAUUACCCCUGACACCUAUUCCCAACCCAAAACAAACACUACUGAGCCCCCUAACCACCGCUCAGAUUUCAAAGAGGAAGACAUCAUCAAAACAUACUGUGACGCCCACAGGGACAACUGCAUCAACGGCACUACCCAAACGGAUCCCCUCCAGGCUCUCUACAUCUGCCUCCCACCCAACGCAAGCCCAGUGGAAACCUGGCUCGACUCGUCGUACCAAGCAAACAAACAGAUGAUUGCCCACGGCGGCACAUCUUCCCCCGACGACGACCUCGAGAAAACCAAACCAUACACAAAACCCACCAAGCUGCUCUCUCCGCGAGCCCGUCCAACCCCCCACCCCGAACACAAGGAACAGCAUCUCAAGCGAACCCACCAUAUGGCAAACCUUUACACAAAAACCUAUCACCACCAUCACAACCUCCUCAACCAUAACGGGGAAUUGGCCAAGCAGUCUUCUUCAGAGGCGACACACCAGCCCACAACCUCGUCGACCACAUCAGCGGCAGCCCCAUUCUUGACCCCACUCGUCCCAGUCAGCCUCUCUGCAGCAGGCACCGGCACCGGCAUCGGUACAAGAACAGACACGACAUCAGCCUCCUCAACCGUACCUCGCCCCUCAACGCCAAGCUCCAACAGCUGCUCCUCGUCGGCCACCGUGCCCAACAACAAGAUCGAGCUGCUCUGUUCCUGCGGACGGCAGUGUCUGAACCCGAUGGGCGAUCACAUCGGGAGGUGCGACGUCCCGUGUUCUUCGUGAUCGUGGAUGCCGAGGGAGGUGUAAUCUCGAGCCAAAGGAACUGUCAAUCCAACCUAUGUAAGUUCCGCGCUAAUAUACAAACCGGGGUUAAAGUUGCACUGGAGGAGGAGGACAUUGGGAAAUGGCGAUGGAAGGUCCACGCACUGAGAAGUUGAGGUGGUCACCGACCUCACAGCGUCAAAGUCUUGACA
Molecule: messenger RNA, 1160 nt
Organism: Parathielavia appendiculata
Lineage: Eukaryota; Fungi; Ascomycota; Sordariomycetes; Sordariales; Chaetomiaceae
Exons: 2
Coding region: 133-969 (278 amino acids)
Source: RefSeq, a predicted model, not a curated record